Messenger RNA from Rhinichthys klamathensis goyatoka, 621 nucleotides. RefSeq names its product gastrula zinc finger protein XlCGF57.1-like. The transcript has a single exon. The record is from RefSeq and is a predicted model, not a curated record. Gene Ontology annotation, molecular function: RNA polymerase II cis-regulatory region sequence-specific DNA binding; DNA-binding transcription factor activity, RNA polymerase II-specific. Lineage: Eukaryota; Metazoa; Chordata; Actinopteri; Cypriniformes; Leuciscidae. Bases 1 to 621 code for a protein of 206 amino acids. Gene Ontology annotation, biological process: regulation of transcription by RNA polymerase II.
AUGAGACUUCAUAAAGGAGAGAAGCCUUUCACCUGCCAACAGUGUGGAAUAAGUUUCACUCAAAGAGGAAACUUUAACGUCCACAUGAAAAUUCACACUGGAGGAGACGCUUUCAUCUGCAAUCAUUGUGGGAAGAGCUUCUCCCGAAAAGGAGGUCUUAAGACUCACAUGAGAGUUCACACCGGAGAGAACCCAUUCACAUGUGACCAGUGUGGAAAGAGUAUGAGAUUUAAAGCCACUUAUAAUAAGCACAUGAGGAUUCACUCAAGAGGAAACAGUUUUACAUGUCAUCAGUGUGAAAGGAGUUUCAUAGACAGUGAUCACCUUAAGAAUCAUGUAAUAACUCACAUUGGAGAGAAGCCUUUCAUGUGUCAUCACUGUGGAAAGACUUGUAAAAACAAAGCAAACCUUGACGUUCACAUAAGAAUUCACACGGGAGAGAAGCUUUACAUCUGCCCUCAGUGUGACAAGAGUUUCACAUUUAAAGGAAACCUUAAGAUUCACAUAAGAGUUCACACAGGAGAGAGGCCUUUCACGUGCCCUCAGUGUGGAAGUAGUUUUAUGUAUAAAAGAGACCUGAAACGUCAUAUGCACACUCAUUCUGACAAGAAACUGGAAUGA